UAUCAAGCUGUCGAACUAGACAACUUUUUUUCCUUAGUGAGUAUACUGUCUGCUGUCAUCAGCAUGGCAGAAAAGACGAGUGGCUUUUGUUCUAAACUGAGAGCACGUUGAUCAAAGUCAGCAUUCUGUUUAUUUUUCUUUUAGAACAAAGAAUUUGGGUUUCGAGUUUUUGUUGUGUUUUGUUUUGUUUUGUUUUGUUUUCCUGAAACAAACACUAUCUUUGGCUAUUUGAAUUUAAGUCAAAGUAUCUGCUGUAUGAGAACAAGAGCACACCAUGGCCAAGAGAGUUGCAGUGAUUGGAGCUGGUGUCAGUGGCCUGUCCUCCAUCAAAUGCUGCUUGGACGAAGACCUGGAGCCCACCUGCUUUGAGAGAAGUAAUGACAUCGGAGGACUGUGGAAGUUUACCGAAUCUUCUAAAGAUGGGAUGACCAGGGUCUAUAGGUCACUAGUAACAAAUGUCUGCAAGGAAAUGUCAUGUUAUAGUGACUUCCCUUUCCGAGAAGAUUAUCCCAAUUUCAUGAACCAAGAAAAAUUUUGGAACUAUCUCCAAGAAUUUGCUGAGCACUUUGACCUCCUGAAAUACAUUCGGUUUAAGACCACUGUGUGCAGCGUAACAAAGCGUCCAGACUUCUCCAAAACCGGUCAGUGGGAUGUUGUCACAGAGACAGAGGGUAAGCAGGAUAGCGCUGUUUUUGAUGCUGUCAUGGUUUGCACUGGACAUUUCCUGAAUCCCCGUUUGCCUUUGGAGUCCUUUCCUGGAAUCCAUAAGUUCAAAGGCCAGACCCUGCACAGUCAAGAGUACAAGAUCCCAGAAGGCUUUCAGGGCAAACGCGUCUUAGUGAUCGGUCUUGGGAACACUGGAGGAGACGUUGCCGUGGAGCUCAGCCGAACAGCAGCUCAGGUAUUUCUCAGUACUAGAACUGGUACCUGGGUUGUCAGCCGCUAUUCAGAGGGGGGCUACCCCUCUUCUAUGAUGGUUAUAAGAAGAUGCCAUAAUUUGAUUGCACAAGUUCUGCCUUCAUGUUUCCUAAACUGGAUUGGAGAGAGGCGGAUGAAUAAGAGAUUUAAUCAUGAGAAUUAUGGAUUAAGUAUUACAAAGGGGAAAAAAUCAAAAUUUAUUGUGAACGAUGAGCUGCCAACCUGUAUUCUCUGUGGGACAGUCACCAUGAAAACCAGCGUGAAGGAGUUUACAGAAACCUCUGCUAUCUUUGAAGACGGGACAGUGGAAGAAAACAUUGACAGUGUGAUCUUCACUACAGGAUAUACGUUUUCUUUUCCCUUUCUUGAAGAACCUCUCAAAAGCCUCUGUAUGAAGAAAUUGUUCCUAUACAAGCGGGUCUUUCCCUCAAGUCUGGAAAGAGCAACAUUAGCCAUCAUUGGCCUCAUUGGCCUUAAAGGGUCCAUCUUAGCAAGCACAGAACUCCAAGCACGAUGGGCCACAAGAGUAUUCAAAGGACUCUGUAAGAUACCUCCAUCCCAAAAAUUGAUGGCUGAGGCUACUGAAAAAGAACAGCUCAUUAAAAGGGGUGUGAUUGCAGAUACCAGUGAAGACAAACUCGACUACAUUUCCUACAUGGAUGAUCUCGCUGCAUGCAUAGGCACGAAGCCCAACAUCCCACUUCUGUUCCUCAAGGAUCCCAGACUAGCUUGGGAAGUUUUCUUUGGACCAUGUACCUCUUACCAGUAUCGCCUAAUGGGCCCUGGAAAAUGGGAUGGAGCCAGAAAUGCCAUCCUGACCCAGUGGGACAGGGCACUGAAGCCUUUAAAAACGCGAAUCGUUCCUGAUUCCUCCAAGCCUUCCUGCAUGUUACAUUGUUUGACAGCUUGGGGGGCGCCUGUCCUACUUGUCUCUUUCCUACUCAUCUAUAAAUCACCUUUUUUGAAAUUGGUGCGAGAUAGACUACAGGAUAGAAUUCCCCCUUACCUAGCAAGUAUUUGGCAAAGAUGAAUCUGAUUGGUCAUGAGGGUGGCACCAAAUCAUAUUAAUUCUGUCUCCAAGUAUCUUGUACAUCCCUGCUCUCCUCUCCAUCAUAGCUGCUAUAACCCAAGUUCAGAUCCAAUCAUUUCUUAUCUGAAUUAUCAUGUAGUCUUCUUCUUUGUUCUCAGUACCUUCCCUAUUGCCACCGACACCAUUAUUCUAAAAUAAAUAUAUGGUCAUCGUUUCCAUCAAGGUCUGGGUAGGAAUAAGGUAGCGCUCACAUUAGGCCACGGGUGGAAAUUUUAAUAGAGAGAUUACUAUAUUUGAAAAGAUUUGGGCAGAGUAUAGGAAAAUCACAGGGAUUAUGAAGUACUCCCAGACUAGUAACAGUGACGUACCUUUACUAUCCCCAGACCUAACGAGGUAAGAGAAGAAAGCAAUUACUAAAGAGAAAGCCAGAACUGUGUAGAGGGGGCCACCUAACAAGAGCUGUGACCUUCAGCUGAACGAUAAAGGCAGUGCACCGUGAUUCCAAAAGUAGAGAUCUGGGGGAAUACAUUGAAUAACCAUACCCUCUUCCCUCCCUCUGAUCCCCUGUCAGUGCUCCCCACUGCCAAACCCAACCAAAAGUCAGAGGCAAAGUUGCCAACUGACGUCGCCCAUGGAGGUCAGCCUCGUGGGGCACAGAGCAGAGCACAGAUAAUGGAGAGUGUAUGGAGGGGCAAACAAAGCGAUCAGGUUUAGUCAUGCUGCCUUCCAGUAUAAACUUCCUCAGGAUUUCUGUCUUGGUUAGAGAUAAUACUCCAAAUUCUUUAGCCUAGCAGAGGGGGCCCUUCGUGAUCUGAGUCCCUUUGCCCAACUCACCAGAGUCCUCUCCUGCAUCUUCCCCCCAAUUUUAAACCUUACCAUCCAGCACUACCGAGCUAUUAACCUCCUCACUCUGGCACAAGCUGUUGCCUUUGCCAGGCAUGCGGAUCUAUACCGUACCUGCCUGGGAAGCUCCUGUUUGUCUUUCAAGAGACCCAAUUAUCUCACUGUGUGCGGCCCCUAAAUCCCCAAAGCAGAGUUGAUCACCCCUGUGUACCAGGUGCACCUUGUGAUGCUCUGGUAUUGCUCUUUUCCUACUGUAAUAUCAUUUUCUUUGUGAAUCUGUCUCCUAAUAAAUGGUGAGUUCCUAAAAGGAACCAUAUCUUGUUCAUCUAAAACAUUAUCUGGUCAAGUCACAAUUUGGUAGAAUAAAUAAAAUAAAUAAACAAACAAACAAAUAAGUAAAUAAAACAUUACCUGGGCCAAGCACAGUAGCUCACA
Lemur catta (Ring-tailed lemur) is the source of this 3226-nucleotide messenger RNA. RefSeq names its product flavin containing dimethylaniline monoxygenase 4 (gene FMO4). Lineage: Eukaryota; Metazoa; Chordata; Mammalia; Primates; Lemuridae. Gene Ontology annotation, molecular function: flavin adenine dinucleotide binding; N,N-dimethylaniline monooxygenase activity; NADP binding. The transcript has 9 exons. The record is from RefSeq and is a predicted model, not a curated record. Bases 275 to 1948 code for a protein of 557 amino acids.